This is a messenger RNA of Penicillium verhagenii, 534 nucleotides long. RefSeq lists its product as uncharacterized. Bases 1 to 534 code for a protein of 177 amino acids. The transcript has a single exon. NCBI's taxonomy places the organism in Eukaryota, Fungi, Ascomycota, Eurotiomycetes, Eurotiales, Aspergillaceae. The record is from RefSeq and is a predicted model, not a curated record.
AUGAUCAAUAUUAUCCCCAGAAUCGUUUCCCGGGAUAACAACAGCAAUAACGAUGGCCUCUCCACGCCCAUGGUCGAUCUGCUGAUCGCCCUCCUCGUGUUGAUCUUGAUUGCCCUCGCCCUCGUCGGUGGUCUCCUCAUCAUCCGCCGCAAACGCCAGGCCCAGCAAGACUCCCUCCUCCCCGUUCACAAUGGUCAAGCUCCCCCUCGCUCCCGCCGCUUAACUAUUACCACCAACAAGACCGACUCGGUACUCGUGUAUGACGAAAAGCGAAGCUUGAUGGAGAACUCCGACAGCCCCCCACCCAGUCCCGUCCCUGAGAUUCGUAUUACUUUCCCCGAAGAGGAAGACGCGUCUGGCAAGCGCCAGUCUGGUCGCAUGGUUGUCGUACGCAUCAGUGAUGCCGGCAGCAUCGGCCUCGAACCGUGUCAUGAGGAUCUGCCCCCGUACCAAUCCAAUGAUACCGGUCGCUUCCAGUCCCUCGAUCUCGAGCGCAUGGGUGGACUGAAGGAGAAGACAGACCACUACUCUUAA